AUGAAUGCAGAAAGCGUAUUGGCAAGAACAGGCUCGAACCCGACAAUACUCUUCGCAGCAAAGGUGCUUGCCCACAGCUUUCGCUUCGGAUUUGUCCCUGGUCUUGGUGAGAGUCCGAUGGACACCAGCACCAACGUCAUAAAAGCCUUCUUUCAUAAAAAUGGCACCAUGACCGUACAUUUAGUUGGGCGCCCGCAGGUCAAGGGUGAAGAUAUAGUUCGGGGCAAUUCGGACGUGCGAAUCGAGGACAAUGGAAACCGAAACACUUCCGGGUCAGAGCCUAAUAAGAGCAGAGGGCCAAACCGCCUGCCGCAAAACCAAAGCUUCGGUAAUCCUUCUUGCUUAGACAAUAAGGAUCAAUCUGAGCACUUCACCUUUGAAAGCAUUUGGACACCACGCUUUAUUGGAGGUUCGAAUCCAGAGGCCAGACUCUUUGACGAAACCACUACGCCGAAAGUCGCCGAACACGCAACUAGAGACGAAGUAGGUUUAUGGAUUCAGCCUCGGUCCCGCAGCAACUGUACCCUCUCUGCCGAUGGCUGCUCUCCAACAUAUUCGCUCGAGAGCAAAUUUGAGGAGCUUAUUUCAACAGUCUCCAACCUCAUCUCCGAAGAAGAAACCAUCACGGUUCCUUCGGAUAUCCAUUUUGCUGACGUCCAUCCUAUCACGCCACUCCUGAACGAGAAAGAACGCCAAAAAUUCUUUAGAGUCUAAAACAUUUCACCUGCUCUGGUCCAUGUCCUCUGUCUCGUUGCCGCCAAAGCCCAUACGGUCCGGGCUCACCUCCGUCACUUAGUGGCCAACUGUAUUCCUCUAUCGUCUUAUCCUUUUCCGACUCGUUAAAUGUCAAGAAAAUCGCACUAGUCCG
Ilyonectria robusta is the source of this 868-nucleotide messenger RNA. RefSeq lists its product as uncharacterized. Bases 1 to 714 code for a protein of 237 amino acids. Lineage: Eukaryota; Fungi; Ascomycota; Sordariomycetes; Hypocreales; Nectriaceae. The transcript has a single exon. The record is from RefSeq and is a predicted model, not a curated record.